AUGGAUGAUUUUAUGGCUUAUGGAGCCACCUUUAAGGAAGCAUUGGAAAAUCUUGCCAAAGUGUUGCAGUGGUGUGACGAUUAUAAUUUGUCUCUAAACAAUGAAAAAUGCUUCAUGAUGAUGCAAGAAGGAAUAGUAUUAGGGUAUCGUAUUUCUGAAUCUAGUAUUCAAGUUGAUCCAACCAAAAUUGAGGAAAUGUUAGCUGUUAUUUAUGCCCUUAAUAAGUUCAGGCACUAUACCACUGGUUAUAAAAUCUUUGUGCAUAUUGAUCAUGCAGCCAUCAGGAGUUUGAAAAAGUUUAAGUAUAUGCUGUCUAACAAUAGGAUUAAGUUGAUGGUUGCUUACCCCUCAGUUAAAGAGUUUUUGCUAAGCAAAGACUUAAAUGAUAAGAGGGCUGGUUGGGUGACUAAGGUGAUGGAAUUUGAUGUUAAUAUUAAGGUCACCAAGCUAGUUAGAGGUAAGGGACUAUGUGAGCAGCUUGUUGAUCACACAAACAACAGUGAAGAGGAUGAGGAGAAGGUUGUUUUAGCCCUCCAAGAUGAAGAACAAGUAGCUGUUCUUGUUCCUCCUACUAGCUGGGUACAAGAAAUGACUCAUUUAUUGCUAUCCGAUACUGAUCAGGUUGAUAAGGUAUUGCAUGAGUUUCAUGAAAGAUCAAUAGGAGGACACUUUUCAGAAAGAGCUACAACUUUGAAAGUUAUCAAAGGAGGCUAUUAUUGGCCUAAUUUGUUUAGAGAUGCACAUUCCUGGGUUAGAAAGUGUAAAGAAUGUGCCAUGUUUGCAAGAAAAGAGAGGUUGGCAGUGCUUCCAUUGCAGCCUAUUCAGUGGAUUGAGGCUGUAGCACUAAAGGAAGCAAAUGAGGUAGCUGUUUUGAACUUUUAUGAUGAGUUGAUAACUAGAUUUGGUGUCCCUCAAUCUAUAGUUUUAGAUAAUGCUCUUUCUUUUGUAGGGAGCCUAAUAUCUGAUUGGGCAGUAAGGAAAUGUGUUUAUCUCAACACCUCAUCUAACUAUUACCCUCAGGGCAAUGGACAAGCUGAGUCCACAAAUAAUAAUCUUCCUAGAAUCAUCAAAAGGACCAUGGAAGGAAAUUAG
Molecule: messenger RNA, 1092 nt
Organism: Cryptomeria japonica (Japanese cedar)
Lineage: Eukaryota; Viridiplantae; Streptophyta; Pinopsida; Cupressales; Cupressaceae
Exons: 5
Coding region: 1-1092 (363 amino acids)
Biological process (GO): DNA integration
Molecular function (GO): nucleic acid binding
Source: RefSeq, a predicted model, not a curated record